Elephantulus edwardii (Cape elephant shrew) is the source of this 5964-nucleotide messenger RNA. RefSeq names its product mucin-19-like. The transcript has 7 exons. Gene Ontology annotation, molecular function: protein binding. Bases 1 to 5964 code for a protein of 1987 amino acids. NCBI's taxonomy places the organism in Eukaryota, Metazoa, Chordata, Mammalia, Macroscelidea, Macroscelididae. The record is from RefSeq and is a predicted model, not a curated record.
AUGACCCUCCAAGGCAGGGCUGAGCUCCCGAGGAACCAAGAUAAUGCAGCAAACGACAUCGUCACAGCCCUUGAACAGCCGACAGACAAGAAGCAGCUGAAGUCACACCGCAUCCCCCGCCUCCGGGCCGUGGUGGAGAGCCAGGCCUUCAAGAACAUCCUGGUGGAUGAGAUGGACAUGAUGAUGUCUCGUGCGGCCACCCUCAUCCAAGCCAACUGGAGGGGCUACCAGCUCCGGAAGAAACUGAUCUCGCAGAUGAUGGCAGCCAAGGCCAUCCAGGAUGCUUGGCAGCGCUUCAGCCACAAAGGCCUCUUCCAUAAGCAUGCCAAGAAGGUGGUGGAGGAGGAGGAGAAGGACAUCCCUUUCCACCGCCCCCAGCAGGUGCGCUUCUUGUCCCAGCCUCUGGAGGGGCAGCCGAGCUUUCAGAAGAGCCUGUCUCAGCCCGUCAUGGUUGACAAGGAGACCCAGUUCCCAUUGUCGAACAAUCUGCCCCCGUCUGCCCUCCAGGAUUCUGCUUUUGUGUUCAGAAGCCCCAGCAUCACCUUCCUGACUCCUCACACUGCACCCAUCGGGUUUCCGUGUCCGAUGCACGUAGACCCCAAGUACCAGUACCCCUGUGUGUUGACGAAGACCAUCAAGAGCUCCUGCCUGUUCCAUAUAGAAGAAGACAUUGCCAAGGGCCAUCACGUGACGCCCAGUCCCAGCCAGGUAGGAGCUGUGGAGCUGGCCGUGUCCAGGAAGUGUGUCCAGGAGGGGCAUGGACCCCACAACACCCACCCCCAUGUCCAUGUGGAAGCAGAGGCUCCAAGGCUCCCAUACUCGGUGCCCACAGUGACUAGGAACCCACCCAGGACCUCAUCCCAGACAUGCUCAAUGACCAUGGCCACUAAGACUCCCCCCCAGACACGUCCAGCAGCUGCAGACACCAAGACUCCACCCCAGACAUCCCCGAGGGGCAUAAUGACCAAGACACAGCACAGCAGUUGUUACGGCUGUUCAGCGGCCGCCAUGGCCAAGAGCCCAUCCCACACCUGCUCGAUGACCAAGAAUCCACUUCAGGCACGCCUGGUCACCACUGUCACCAAGAGUCCGACCCAGAUGCGUUCAGUAACCACGCUCCUCAAGACUCUCUGCCUGCCCCCCACAAAUAAAGGGAAUCUGAAGGUGCCGUCUCACACAGGCGAAGCCAGUGAGGGCCUCAAUGACUCAACCCCCAUUCACGGGAACGCAGCCAAGGGGAAGGCCAACUUCACUAAGAAGUCAGCAGGCACAGCACUCAAGCCCUCCCUCCACGUGUGUGUAGCUUCAGAGAAGGCCAGGGGCUCAUCCCAGGAAACCAGAGUGUCUCAGCCCCCAGCCAAGGCUCAUUGGGAAGCUGAGAAAAGUAAGGUCUGUUCCCAGAAGCAGAUGAAAACAGAAGGGUUAUCUAAGACCAACUUGGGCACAAGAACAUCCAGGACUCUGGCUUGGGCCAAGAGAGUUGAAGAUCAUAGCAAACCCGAAACACAAGCCCAAGGGAAAAAGGAGACACAGAGAGUCCAUGCUGCAGGGGGUUCAUCUGUUGACAGAGCUGUGGCCUCACGCCCGACUCAGCCAGCUGCUACACUGCCCAAGACCCAUGGCCAGGCACAUCAUCACAUCACGCAGGGCGAGACCCUUUCCAAGACGAUCUCCAGGACCCUGUCCCAGUCCCAGCUGGUGUCUGGGCUGACCAGGGGCCAGUGCCAAACAUGUGCUUCUGCCCAGAGGGAGACCAAGCAAGCUAGCACUCGGAUUAAGAUACCGGUCAGGCUAGCCACGUGCCAGGUCCAGGCACAGCAGACGAGCAAGCGGACUAACACCCAGGCUGUACACCAGAUGCCCCCCAGACUCAUCAAGACCCAGUCCCCGAUCCAGAUGGCCACUGGACCAACUCAGGUCCAGGUCCAGAGACCUUGUAGGUGCACCCAGAAAGUGCCUGAGUUGAUAAGGAGCCAGAUCCAGGCCCAGAAGCCCCCCGGGAUGGCCAAAUCCCAAUCUCAGACCCCGCUGGUCACUGCCAAGACAUCCGUUUCACCAGCCAAGACUGAGUCCCAGGCCCAGCAUGUGGCUGAACUGACCAGGGUCCAUGUCCAGAGAGGGACACCUUGUGAACUGAGCAGAAUGCAAUCCCAGGCCCGGCUGAGAACGGAACUGACCGAGGCCCAGCUGCUACCUGCUGGGUCGAGCAAAACGGAGUCACAGACCCAGAAGACCACCAGUCCAACCAAGGCCUUGUCCCAAAGCCGGUUGACCACAGAAAUGGCCACUUCUCGUCAUUUAACCAACCAGCCUGCUGAUCUCAGCAAAUCUCAGUCCCAGUCCCAGUCCCAGCCGGAUGACAAACUGACCCAGGCCCCAGGCCCUAGUCUCACGCCGGGCAACGCUCUUCAGGGCUCUUCCUGCCCACCAUGCCUGGACAUUCAGGGCAUGCUGGAGCCACUACUGGCUGGAGAGUCCUCCUCCUGCAGCACUGAGUCCUGGGGGAACGGCGAGGCGGCCCGGGCAUCAGUGUCUGCAAACAGCCAGACAACGCUCAGCUCAGAGGAGGCGUCCACCUGCCAGCUGAUGGCCUUGUGCGCCGAGCUGACCGCUGCACUGAGCUCCCAGGAGGACCUCCACUCAUUGCUGUGCAAGGCCCUGUCACAGAGCGAGGUGCGGGCCGCCCUAAGCCAGGUCCUCUCCAAGGAGGUGCUGGGCACCACGCUGGCCAAGGCCAUGCCACACGGUAUACUGCAGGCAUCUCUCGUCAAGGCCCUGUCCUGGAGUGAGCUGGGCACGGCUGCGUCCCACGCCUUGUCGAGGACUGAGCUGCGGACAGAACUGGCGAGAGUCCUGCAGGUCAGGCUCGCUGACGUGCUCAGCAAAACACUGACCGAAGACGAGCAAGUGGCACUGAGCCAGGCCCUGUGCCAGGGGGAGCUGGGCGCUGUGCUGAGCACAUCUCUGUCCCAGGUGGCACUGCGCACUGCAGCCCUCUUUCCCCAGGGAGUCGUGAAAAUGGCGGGCAGCAGUCCAGCAGCAGGGCCUGGCAUGGUGGAGGUGGACUGCAGAGGGACUCCUUCAGACACUUGGAGACCCACCCUGGGGCUUUCAAGAAUGGACCCCAACAAGGAGCUGAAGACUGGCUCUCAAAUGCCUAUGUUCAACAGGCUGAUGGCCACCUCAAAAGGUGUCAGGCUGACCAGGAGUAUCUCCGAGGCCUCUGAGGUCCAUGGCAUGGGCUGCAGCAAUUCCCAGGGCUCUCUGCAGUGCUGCAGCUCAGCCAGUCUGUUCACCACGUCCAUGGCCAGCUCGAAUGCCAUUGACCUAGUGGAAGAGCCCUCGGACAGCAACCUUGACAGCGAUCCACAGAUGCAUCCCCUGCUCCCUGGGAUGGCUACAGGGAAACUUCAGAGGCCCAGGGAGAAGGAGGAGGCUAAUUGGACUCAGCCCAGGUACACCUACUCCAGCCUAUGCCAGCCCACUAUGGCCUUGGGGCUGGGGCACAGUCUAUACCAUGGACUAGUGGCCAGCCCUAUGUCCUUUAGUAUCUACCAGGGCUCAGAGAGUGAUGUACCCUCAGAUCUAGGCUCCACUGACAAAAGCAAGAGCUUGCAGAAGGCAUCUGGGAGCGUAGGGCUGGUCCUCGCCCCAGGAUCAGUGGCCAGUAAUGUGGAACAUACCCCUCCUCCAGGACCUGUGGGCAGCGGGCUAGCCCAGGCCCCUCCUCCAGGAACGGUGUGUGUGGUCGGUGGUGUGGCCCAGACCCUUGCUCUAAGUUCUGUGGCUUUUGAUGUGGAACAGACUCUCUCUCCAGGAUCUUCGGCCAGUGGUGUGGCCCAGAUGUUUCCACCAGGUUCUACAAUCAGUGACAUAUCCCAGACCUUUCUCCCUUGUUCUGUGGCUGGUGGUGUGGCCCAUACUUUCUCACCAGUUUCUACAAUCACAGACAUGGUGCAGACCCUUCCCCGAGGAUCUGUAAUCAGUGGCAUGGCCCAGACCCCUGCCCCAGAGUCUAUGGUCAGUGGUGUGGCCCAGAUUUCCCCCCCAGGAUAUGUGGCCAUUGAUAUGGCCCAGACCCCCCCUCCAGAAUCUGUGGCCAGUGGUGUGGCCCAGACCCCCCCUCCAGAAUCUGUGGCCAGUGGUGUGGCCCAGACCCCCCCUCCAGAAUCUGUGGCCAGUGGUGUGGCCCAGACCCUUCCCCCACAAUCUAUGGCCACUACUUUCACCAGGACUCUACCUUCAGAUUCUGGGGCCAGUGGCGUGACCCUCAGCUCAGUGACUGCAGCUGUCAGUGGUGGGAAAAGGCAGAAUGUGUCUGUUGGACCUCCGGGAUCCAUGGAGUCUGACAAGGCAAAUGAUGGCAAGCAUCUGCCAGAGGAGGGGGCUGCCAAGGUGCCCCAGAUGCCACUCCUGGAUGGGGCAGCAGCAAGCCAUGCCGAGUCGACAGCCAGUGCACCCCAGCUGCCCCAUGACAGCUCUGUGGCCCCUAGCCUGCCCCAGGUGUCCACAGCCCCAGGGUCUCCAGGUCUUCCGCACUGGCCCGGGGGCUCUAGCAUGGCUCCCCAUGUACACCAACCACCUUCCCUAGCAAGUAGGACUGGAUCUACUCAAUUCCAGAUGGACCCCAAGCCUGGCACACCCCUGUCACCCCUGGCUGAGGAAGUGGCCCAGGGCCCCCGCCUUGAGCCCACCAGGAAAUCCUUCAGGUCUGUUCAAAGCAGCAUCAUCUCUCAGAUGCUCAAAUGCUCCCUGGUCAACUUGGUGCCACCCCACCAGGUGCAGGAAAAGCCCACCCAGCUCACACAGGGUGGUUCCAGGUGUACAGCAGGCAGCCCACACCCGGGCAUCUUCCGUUCAAGUGACCAGGCCCAGGGCGCGGCCAUGCCAAGGAUCCGCUGGGGCACCCAACGAGUAUCCCUGGGUUAUGAGUCUUCUCCUGGCAGCUCCAGGCAGCCCCUCUUUCUCCAGGAAUCUCUGCCAGAGGAUUUCCACUCUCCUCCGGUCCCUCCUAACAGCCGCAGCCCCUCCCUCAACUGCAAAGUCCUCCAGGGCCUCAGAGACGCCGGCGUGGCCGAUGGUCAACCAUGGAAUGCCACUGUCCCCGGCAUCGUGGCUGGGCCCAGGGACAGCACUGAGGGCCCCAGGAGUGCACUGCAGCCAGCCAGGGACAUGGAGCCGUGGGUCCCUGCAGCGGUCCCCCCAGUGGACUCCAGGAAGUCAGGGCAGCUGUUGGUGUCAGCACAGACUGUAGAGCAGCUGUUCAUCCAGGCGGUGACCGUCAUCCAGGCUCACGCCCGAGGCUACCUGGUGCGCCGUAUUAUUAAAAUCUGGCACUACAAAGCCACCAUCAUCCAGGUAGCAUGGCGCAGCUAUACGCUACGGAAGCAGCUGCACAUGGCUGCGCAGACCCUCCAGCUGCAAGACCAACAGAUGCUGCAGCAGGACGCGUGGGCAACACUGGAAGACAGUGACAGGCCGCCAUCGGAGCACCGGUGCUUCCAGUGCUGUCAGCUGCUCUCCUGUGCCCUCUGCCAGAGGCUGAGCCCCCAACUAGGGAACUCGCCUAGCGUGGUCCUGCUGGUGGGCUCCAGUUCCCGCACCUGCCAUAUGUGCGGCCAGUCCAUGCUGACCCGUGUGGUGCAGGGCACUGGCCAGGGCACUGGCCGGGGCACCAAGAGCCAGGAAGAUGCUACGCUGUCACAGAGUGCCCACGACGCCCAGGUGCCCCCCGACUGCCCCCAGCUCCCACACCACCACCGUGACAAAGCGGCCACAGCUAUCCAGUCUGCCUGGCGGGGCUUCUGGACCCGACGCGUCCUUAGACAGCAGCAGGUGGCCGCCAGAAGGGUACAAGCAAGCUGGCGAGGUCACUUCACCCGAAGCUGCCUCACCACGGACGCCCUCCUGGAGUCAGGGACGCCAUCGGACCACCGAAGGCACAAAAAGGGCCCCACGGUCUAG